AUGGCCAUUGAGGCCCGAGAGUAUCUGUACGUUGUCGAAUUAGCCAUCAGGAUAGACUGCUACAAAGAGCUCGGGGCUUAUCAGUUGGAUUUAGAUGAACCCAACCCUCCGCGAUACAAAAUAAUAGCUGGCUCGAUAGUCUCAUUGUUUGAGCAUGAAAUUAAAAUUGAACCAGUUCACACGUGCGCGUCCCCGAGAUAA
This is a messenger RNA of Danaus chrysippus (African queen), 201 nucleotides long. The record is from the annotation of a GenBank genome assembly. NCBI's taxonomy places the organism in Eukaryota, Metazoa, Arthropoda, Insecta, Lepidoptera, Nymphalidae.